AUGUGCUGUGAGAAAGCCAACGAAGAAACCCCCUGGCUUUUUAUAACCACGGACCUCUUCUUCUCCUGGCCCAUGCUUUUCUUCCUUCCUCUUUCUCCUCCCCAUCUUCUGUUCUCACACAGACCACCACCACCCGCACCCACAACCACUUUACAACCACACACCAGCAUCUUGCAUCUCGCAUCCUGCUUUGCUCCUUUCUGCUUGAUUGCUCAGCGUUGCAUUCUUCUGUGCUACCUAUCACACCCCCAAAACCCCCCUAAAACCACCUACAACAAACUGACUCUCGACUGCCGCAAGGAGGCAAGCACCACAACAGUCACUCGGGUACAAGGAGAAGUCUCGGCAGCAGGCCCAGCAACUCAGCAACGCGGACGGGAAGAUACUCGAUUCGCCAGGGAAGAAGUCGACAUACGCAGUCGCACACCAGGACGACACACCGAACGUGGACGCGAAGACAUCCGCAUCUACGAAGAGCGUGACCGAGACCAUCGACACGGACACCCAGAAGUAGAACUCACUCGUGAAAAGUACCGCGGCCCCGCCGAAUACUCCGCGGACAUCAACAUCGACCGCCGCGAAACACGAGACCACAUUGAAGUCGCCGCUGAAUCCCAACUCGACAUCACAGAGCGCGACUACCGCCGCCGCACCAACCCAACCUACGACGUAGGCAUCGACGAAUACGAACGUCGCCGUCCCACCGCAGCCGCAGACGCCGACAUCAACGUCAGCGUUAGCAAAGAAGAAAUCAAAGUCACUGACGUUGACGUUGCCAACUCCAGCAACAAAAUGGGCUACUACGACGACGAAGGCCAAUACCACAGUUUCCGCCGCGGCGUCGAGCGCGCCGCCGACCGCAUCCUCCACCCCCUUUCCGGCGGGCACCACCACACAGACCGAGUCAUUGAGCGCGAUGAAGUCGUCAUCCACGACCGCGAAGCUGGGCCCGGCGGGCACACACGCGAACAAGUACGUUUCGUGGAACCUCGCUUCGGCGGCAAAGGUGUCCCGAUUCAAUGUCACUUCAUCCGCGUUGGGGACAUCUUGUUGUUGCAAGGCCGUCCAUCACAAGUCAUUCGUAUCAGUAUGAGCUCGCAGACAGGACAGUAUCGGUACCUGGGCGUCGACUUGUUCACGAGACAAUUACACGAAGAGUCAUCGUUCGUGAGUAACCCGGCGCCUAGUGUCGUUGUGCAGACCAUGUUGGGCCCCGUGUUCAAGCAGUAUCGUGUCCUUGACAUUCGUGACGAUGGGCUGAUUGUCGCGAUGACCGAGACCGGAGACGUCAAGCAGGGACUUUCUGUCGUUGAUCAGGGUGGGUUGUUCAAGCGGAUUGAUCGGGCUUUCUCGGAUGGCAGGGGUAGUGUGAGGGUGUUGGUGAUUAAUGAUGGUGGGCGGGAAUUGGUUGUGGAUAUGAAGAUCAUUCAUGGGUCGAGGUUGUAG
Messenger RNA from Exophiala viscosa, 1446 nucleotides. Its product is annotated as woronin body major protein. Lineage: Eukaryota; Fungi; Ascomycota; Eurotiomycetes; Chaetothyriales; Herpotrichiellaceae. Gene Ontology annotation, molecular function: ribosome binding; RNA binding; translation elongation factor activity. The transcript has 3 exons. The record is from RefSeq and is a predicted model, not a curated record. The coding region runs from base 1 to 1446 and encodes 481 amino acids. Gene Ontology annotation, biological process: positive regulation of translational termination; positive regulation of translational elongation; translational elongation.